AUGAAUAAAAAAGCUUGUUUGGGAAUUUCGCAAAAUUUUGCCGUGAAUCCUAAUGAAAAGCAAAUAGAUACUUUCUUUUUUGAUGACGGAAAAAGAAAAAAGAAUAAGCAUUAUCAUAAUUCGACUUCUGCAAUUUAUGCUGAAACAGCGCCGAAGAAAACCUCACUCGAAUAG
Molecule: messenger RNA, 174 nt
Organism: Funneliformis geosporum
Lineage: Eukaryota; Fungi; Glomeromycota; Glomeromycetes; Glomerales; Glomeraceae
Source: the annotation of a GenBank genome assembly